CGUCUUAUCCGUCGCCCCACGUGAAGAAAGCGUAAGGUUGCAAGUGUUGUCACUGUCCUCGUCGAACAGUUUGCUCUACAGCGUGAAAAUGUUGAAGGAUUUGGUACGCGAGCGAAUGAUUGCGGCCGCCGACGAAAUCUUCGCACUGUUUGAAAGAACGAUGGCGUCGUACGAGGAGCAACUUUGUCGAGCCAGAGAUGAAACCGAGCGGCACCGACGACAACUGGAAGCUGUUUGCAAGACUCAAGUUCUUAUACGACUCGAAGACGUCCAGCAGCUGAUUGGUUGUAAGGAGGCAGAGUUGGGGGGCUCCAGUUCCGAGCAGAGGAUUUCUCCGCCCGCCUUUGUAAAAGAGGAAGGUACUGAUCUGCUCUCCGUCCACGUCGAAGAGGAAGCGCAUGAGGUGCCCAUUGACCUGAAGGAGGAGAGGGUGUUGGUUAACGUCAGCAAUUUGCCACCGACUCGCGCCUGCGCGGGCCAUGAAGACGAGCCACCCGAGCGGUCACAUCUUCCUCAUCACAAUCCAAGCGGAAACCAGUGUGAAGGACCACCACCGGACCACCUCGAAGUGCCGCGCCGAAAGAGAGAUGACGACCCAAAGAUCGACGCACAGCGUGAAGCCUUCGGGCAGCAGGCGGGCCACGGGGGAGAACACGAUCCACAGUUCACCCAUGAUGAAGAGGAACAGGAGAUUCCAGUUCCUCCCAGCCUUCAGGACAAAGACGGGCUGCUCGGCGUCAGCAAGUCGCCGCCGAAAAGCGUCUUUACGGGGAGUGAAGACGCCGCUGAACCGCCCCGACCCCGGCCCCGGCGCCACUGCGUAGACCACUCUGAAGGAUCACUGGCAGAAAAGCUCUUCACUCCUGCGCCAGGCAGCGCCAACCGAAAGAACACCAACAAACGGGUGAAGAGCUCUAAAGACAAGACAACUCUCGGCGAUAAGGAAACUUCCCAUGUGCGUGAAAACCGUUUGCCCUGCUCGGUGUGUGGUAAAACGUUUCAUAGUCAAUAUCUGAUUAUUCAUAUGAGAAAGCACACGGGAGAAAAACCCUACGGUUGCUCACUUUGCACUGAAAGGUUUCCCAGUCAGCCGCAUUUGGGCCAACACAUGCUAACACACACCGGCGAAAGCCCUUAUUGUUGCUCAACCUGCGGCAAGACGCUCAAAUACAGGUCGAGCCUGGUGUCGCAUUUGAAAAUUCACAAAAGAGAGCUGCCUUUUAGUUGCGGCGUUUGCGCAAAAACCUUCAGGCAAAAGGCCGCCAUGUUGAGGCACACGAAAACGCACACGAACAAGAAAAGCUUGCCGUGCCCCGUUUGCGACGCCGUGUUCACCACAAAGACGGAAAUGGCGAAACACGCCAGAAUGCACCGGGAGAAAAAGCGCUUGAGCUGCCCGCUUUGUGAAAGACAGUUUGCGAACCUGUCCGAUAAGAUUCGACACAUGACGAUCCACACGGGAGAAAAUGAAUUUCUAGCUUCAUUGGGCUAAAGAGAUUGCUAAGCCGUCAGACACGCUUUGAGCAGGAAAACAUUUCUGGCGGACACAAAAUAGCUUUGAAUGUACUUGUCGGCUAAAUGCGAAAAACAUU
Hippocampus comes (tiger tail seahorse) is the source of this 1592-nucleotide messenger RNA. Its product is annotated as zinc finger protein 501-like. Gene Ontology annotation, cellular component: nucleus. Lineage: Eukaryota; Metazoa; Chordata; Actinopteri; Syngnathiformes; Syngnathidae. The record is from RefSeq and is a predicted model, not a curated record. The transcript has 3 exons. The coding region runs from base 89 to 1492 and encodes 467 amino acids. Gene Ontology annotation, molecular function: DNA binding. Gene Ontology annotation, biological process: regulation of gene expression.